Aspergillus tubingensis is the source of this 933-nucleotide messenger RNA. Its product is annotated as metallophosphatase domain-containing protein. The transcript has a single exon. Gene Ontology annotation, molecular function: hydrolase activity. The record is from RefSeq and is a predicted model, not a curated record. Bases 1 to 933 code for a protein of 310 amino acids. Lineage: Eukaryota; Fungi; Ascomycota; Eurotiomycetes; Eurotiales; Aspergillaceae.
AUGUCCCCCACUUCCAUCAAAACCCGCUUCCUCAUUCUCUCCGACACCCACGGCGCAGAGCUACCCGAAGCAUGCUUAGAGCACUCGGCAGACGUCGUGAUACACUGCGGUGACCUCACAAAGUCAUCCUACAUAACCGAAUUCCAAACAACCAUCAAACAGCUCCAGCGUCUCAAAGCGCCACUCAAGCUUGUCAUCGCUGGAAACCACGACUUCACCCUAGACACGCCAACCUUCGAACAAAAGAUCCGCGAAGCAGGCCUCAGAAACGAUCCUUCCGUCAAGAAGGUCUACGGAGAUUACGAAGAAGUCAGAACCCUCUUCAAAAACGAACAAGACAACGGUAUUAUCUUCUUAGAUGAAGGGACACACUCAAUAACACUACCAAACGGAGCAUUACUCAACAUCUAUGCCAGUCCAUACACCCCUUCCCUCGGGGACUGGGGGUUUCAGUACCAUCCUGAAAGGGGACAUGACUUUCAGAUUGAGGAGGAUGGUGAUAUCGUGAUUACGCACGGUCCUCCCAGGGGAAUUAUGGAUUAUACUGACAACGGGAGAGCUGGGUGUCCGGAUUUAUUCAAGGCUAUUGCGAGAUCUAGGCCCCGAAUGCACUGCUUUGGACAUAUUCAUGAGGGAUGGGGUGCGAUGAUUGCACAAUGGAGGGAUAGAACUGUUGUUGGGAAUGAACCUUCCCACUUUACGGCUAUCGACUAUGGACAGUCGAGUGUUGUUACUAAGCUGUCCAGACUUGAUCCUGAGACAUCACCGGCUGUUGUAGAAACGAGUCACUGUACGGAUGAUGCGAUUCCAUUGAAACCGGGCCAUCAGACACUUUUCAUAAAUGCAGCGUUUGAGGCUAGCAAUGCGGCAGGUGACGGCCUUGCAAUGCACCCGGUCUGGCAAGUUGAUCUGGAGCUUCCGUGUGCAAGAUAG